Molecule: messenger RNA, 1308 nt
Organism: Penicillium crustosum
Lineage: Eukaryota; Fungi; Ascomycota; Eurotiomycetes; Eurotiales; Aspergillaceae
Product: methionyl-tRNA formyltransferase
Exons: 5
Coding region: 1-1308 (435 amino acids)
Biological process (GO): biosynthetic process; conversion of methionyl-tRNA to N-formyl-methionyl-tRNA
Cellular component (GO): mitochondrion
Molecular function (GO): methionyl-tRNA formyltransferase activity
Source: RefSeq, a predicted model, not a curated record
AUGGCGUCUGGAGGUCGUACCAGACAGGAAACAACGGUAAAGGUUGAAAGACAGAUGCAUCUGAAGUGGGAUCUGGGGUGGAUGCUGACAUCACGUGGUUUAUCGAUAAGCUACUAUGGAAGCUUCAACUUUCCCUCCUGGUGUCUUUUCAACUGCUGGAGACCGGUGGUCCUUCAAGGGCUCGCCUUCAGGUCAUAUGCUACCAAGACCUCCGAUCCACUCCGCAUUCUCUUUUGCGGCUCUGAUGAAUUCAGUAUCGCCCACUUGAAAGCUCUCCAUGCAUAUCAUUUGAAACAACCGGAACGUAUUUCCUCCAUUGAUGUCGUCUGUAGACCUGGAAAGAGAGUUGGAAGAGGACUGAAACAAAUCCGGGAAGUACCGCUAAAAGCGGCUGCAUCUGCUCUCUCCCUUCCGAUCCAUGAGAUUGACACCUUUACUGGAUGGACACCCCCGUCCUCCCCGAACGGUAACAUAAACUUGGUGAUUGCCGUAUCAUUCGGACUUUUUGUUCCACCACGCAUAUUGAAUGGUGCCAAGUAUGGAGGCUUGAAUGUGCACCCCUCGUUACUACCAAACUUCCGUGGUCCUGCACCGCUUCAUCAUGCUCUUCUCGCCGGCGAGACCACUACUGGUGUGACGGUUCAGACCUUGCAUUCAAAACACUUUGACCACGGAGUGAUUCUAUCACAAACGCCGGCUCCGGGUUUCGAAAUCCCCAAUCCAGAGUCAUGCACUGUUCCCGAGUUGGUGGAUUUUGUUGCACCUAAAGGAGCAGAAAUGCUCGUGGAAAGCAUUGAAAAGGGUUUAUUUGUCCCUCCCAUUGCAAAUGCUGGUGCUGAACAGACUGGCGAGUUGAAACACGCACCUAAGAUCACACCACAGGACCGGCACAUCAACUGGGUAAACUGGACCUUGGAAGAAAUCAACAGACGUAACCGAGUGAUUGGACCUCUCUGGAGCAAGGCCCUCUGUGCAAGCAAUCCUGCAGAUGGACCUCUGUCAUUCCAACAGAAACGAGUCAUUCUCACAGAUACAGAGGAGGUUGACCCUCCUGAGGGAUGCGAUUCGUUCUCAAUCCUCCCUGGUCUGCCGUUUACAAAUGCUUCCCACCCUGUAGAGCCAAAGAAGUCACGGAAGCUAUACGUUUUUACCGCUGAUGGCAAGGUUCUACGCAUCAACCGGAUGAAAGUGGAAGGCGAACAAGAUGCAGAGGGCCUGCGAGCCGCUAUCAAAGCUCGCAUGUUUGGUGAUCGAGCAUUCCAAUAUGAAGGUCGGGAACUGACUCCCUUCCGCAACCCUCUUGUAUAA